Molecule: messenger RNA, 1211 nt
Organism: Physcomitrium patens
Lineage: Eukaryota; Viridiplantae; Streptophyta; Bryopsida; Funariales; Funariaceae
Product: eukaryotic translation initiation factor
Biological process (GO): translational initiation
Cellular component (GO): cytoplasm; eukaryotic translation initiation factor 4F complex
Molecular function (GO): translation initiation factor activity; RNA 7-methylguanosine cap binding
Source: RefSeq, a predicted model, not a curated record
CAUUGAUGUCGUUGCUGUGAGCUUCGCGGUAUCCUCAUCUCAUGAUUCGUGCUGCCUGCAAUUUGACCGAACGAUAUUCCCGGCAGGUUGUUAACGCGCACGCGUGAAAUAUUGAAUUCGAGGCCAGUGGGAUAAAGCAGUGGUGACAGGAAUCCUGUUUCGAGGAGACGCGAUGACGGAGAACGACGCUGUAGAGUCGGCAGUUGCGAUGUCAAGGUUGACGAUCAUGAGCGGAGGGGUCGAGGAAUUGGAAUAUUUCGAAGAGACUUCGGUGAAUCGACAGCCCGAAGCGAAGAUGCACUUGUUGCAACAUUCAUGGACGUUCUGGUUCGACAAUCCCAAUGGAAAACAGAAGCAGGCGACGUGGGGAACCUCCCUCCGUGAGGUGUACACUUUCUAUACUGUGGAACAAUUUUGGGGUUUGUACAACAAUGUGUUGCCGCCUAGCAAGAUGUCUGCCAAUGCAGAUUUUCAUUGCUUCAAGACUGGAAUCCAGCCCAAGUGGGAGGACCCGAAAUGCGCUCAUGGUGGCAAAUGGACUGUUCAGCUUCCAAGAAGCGGCGGCAAGAUGCUUCUCGACACCUACUGGCUUUAUACCCUGCUGGCGAUGAUUGGAGAACAAUUCGAUGAAGGCGAUGAAAUUUGCGGAGCAGUGGUUAGUGCUCGGAGGGCCCAAGAUAAGAUCGCCAUCUGGACCACAACCGCUUCCAACGAGAAUGCUCAGAUAAGCAUUGGUACGCAAUGGAAGGAUGUACUGGACUAUCACGAAAAACUUGGAUAUGUCUUUCACGAUGAUGCUAAGAGACAAGAGAAGAACGCAAAAAGCAGGUAUACGGUGUGAGCCUGAAAUUUUAUCACUCUUGUGCGGACCACUAAAGUUAUAUUUCGAUGGUUCUUUUUGUCACCAGACCAUCCGCUUUGUAGACAGUUCAGGAAGGAUGUGAGAAAGAUAGAAAGUUGUAAUUGUGCAAUCCUUUUAGGAAGAUAGAGGGAUGGAAUGAAACCUGUCCUUUACUGUUUUUAGUUAAUUUUGAUGUUUUAUAAAAGGAGGGGGUGGAGGUUAGGAUAGGUUUGAAUUCAUAACUAGCUCUAAACCACAGGUGAAACUUGCGAACCGACAUUGUAUUACAUUUUUCGGUGCAGAUUUUUUUACCUCACAAUUUGUAUGAUUAUUUGUAUACCAUUUAAGCAAAAUAAUUUUGGAUUUGAUA